This is a messenger RNA of Orbilia oligospora ATCC 24927, 1635 nucleotides long. RefSeq lists its product as uncharacterized. The record is from RefSeq and is a predicted model, not a curated record. Bases 1 to 1635 code for a protein of 544 amino acids. The transcript is spliced from 2 exons. Lineage: Eukaryota; Fungi; Ascomycota; Orbiliomycetes; Orbiliales; Orbiliaceae.
AUGAAGUUAAACGCUUUCACUGUCACGGCCAUUAUCGCCAUCCCAUGCGUCACUGCAACAGGCGGUAACAAUUUCACUCGCCGCUGCAGCCGUCUUCUCCAAAUCUUCAAAUUCUCCAAUACAAAAGUCCUCACCUCUGGCUACACUCCCAAAGGCACAAACAUAACCUAUCCAAACCUUCAUCCAACAUGUGGACAAAACUGGGUAAUCGCGGAGACAAAUAUGUGUCGCUUGACUCUAAACGUCACUACAAGUUCAACUUCUAAUGUAAUCAUGGAAGUCUGGAUGCCUGAGGAUUGGAAGAGUUCAGGACAGAGAUUUGCUAUGACGGGGAAUGGAGGGGUUAGUGGGUGUGUGACUCUCAGUGAUCUUGCUUUUACAGCUUCGUUGGGGUUUGCGGCUGUGGGACAUAAUAAUGGACAUGAUGGGACUUCUUCGGCACCGUUUCUGGAUAGACCUGAGGUUAUCAAGGAUUUUGCUUGGAGAGCCACCCUCACAGCCACCCAAGUAGGCAAAGCCGCCACGAACUUCUUCUACCAAACCUCUCUCACAAAAUCCUAUUACUGGGGUUGUUCCGGGGGCGGAAGACAAGGCCUAAAAAUCGCCCAAGAUUUCCCCGAAGAAUACGACGGAAUCAUAGCCGGAGACCCAGCCGCCGAUUUCCACCGUCUAGUCGCGAGCGGGCUAUACUACAGUUACCAAACAGGACCUCCAACUUCUCCGACAUGGUUAAGCUUCGAACAAUGGAAAGCCGUUGACGCAGAAGUUCUAGCGCAAUGUGAUACCAUCGAUGGCGUUGCGGAUAACGUCUUGGAAGAUCCUUUGAAGUGUAAACCUAGGUUUGAGAAUAUGCUAUGCGGCCAGUUGGAAACUUGGGGUACACAUCAGUGUUUAACAACCGACCAGGUUUCUGCGGUUGAAAGGAUAUAUUCGCCGGUGUAUGGGAAUAAAGGACGGUUCUUUGCCCCAGCUGUUCAACCCGGUAACGACCAAGUAUUUGGAUUCUAUUUAAUUUACGGAGCUCCCUCGGAGCUAGGGGAGGAAUACAUCAGAUAUGCUAUUAAGAACGACGCAACCUGGGAACUCCCACCUACGCUCGAUGAGUUUCUUGAUAUAAUGGACGACCUCCUCGAUCACGAUCCUUAUAAAACCUCGGCCAACAAUCCAAACCUAACACCACUUAAAAACAGCGGUCACAAACUCCUCGUCUAUCAUGGUACAAGCGACGGUUACUACUCCCACGAAAACACCAUAAAACUCUACGAAAACACUGCAAAAAACAUGACGUUGAAAGCUAGACAGCUCGACGAUUUUUACAGACUAUUCCCAGUCACUGGUCUAAACCAUUGUAAUGGCGGAAACGGGGCAUGGUAUUUUGGAGGAUCCGGCCAGAACGGUCUUGGUAUUUCGGGUGUCAAUCCGAGUGAGAGCAUACUCAUGAAGAUGGUCAGAUGGGUAGAAAAUGGAGAGGCACCGGAUACAAUAAGAGGAUACCAGAUUAAUCCAGCAACUGGUAAACCAGCCGGCGCGAUAAGGGAGCAUUGUAGGCAUCCAUUGAAGAAUACGUACAAGGGCAGCGGUGAUCCAUUGUUGCCUGGGAGCUGGGAGUGCAAGUUAGGAACAAAGUAUCUGUGA